UGAGGUGAGCGCGCGCAGCCUCGGGAGGUGUGUAUGGGGGCGGGGGCGCGCGCCUGGACAGGCUUUAUGAGAUGCUGAUAGAGCUCGCGAGGUGACAGAGAGCAGAGAGGAGAACACUCGCAAACAGGCAGAGUCUGUACCGGUGACAGGAGGAUGUUGACCGAGCGCUGACUCCUCCGUUUGGCACGGAGCGCCUGCAGGAGCCGCACGGAGACGCACCGAGUCCCGGGAGAGGAGAGGAGGAUCAUGGGCUCCGCUUCGUCCUCGUACCGGGUCAUUUACCUGGACGUGGAUGGCAGGAUUCAGAAGGUGGUGUUCAGCAGAUUCUGCAGCCCAUGUGACAUUAAGGAGCUGUUCUGUACAGCACUGGGUGUACCAAGGAACACAAAUCUGUCCCUGCUGGAUUCCUCUGGGGCCAUGGUGUCCAUCGACCCCACCAUGCCACACAACACAGAGAGGUCACCAUACCGAGUGGUGCCGAUGACCGGAGGACAGCUCAGCGAUAAAGAGGAACUCUUUCAGAAUGUACUGACGCAAGUGGCCGAGCAGUUUUCAAGGGCGUUCAAAAUCAACGAGCUGAAGACCGAGGUCACAAACCGUCUCGCCAUGUUGGAGAAAAGAGUUGAGCUGGAGGGGAUGAAGGUGGUGGAGAUAGAGAAAUGUCGUAACGACAUUAAAAACCUGCGGGAGGAGAUGGCGUCCAGAAACAACAGCAACUUCCUGGAAGACAACAAGAAGCUGACUCCUCGCAGAGAUGUUCCCUCAUACCCAAAGUACAUGCUGUCACAACAGACCGUAGACGCUCUGAAAAGAGCCGCCUUCGACGUGUGGCUGUGGGAGGCCAACGAGAUGCUGAGCUGUCUGGAGCACAUGUACCACGACCUUGGCCUCGUCAAAGACUUCAACAUCAACCCCAUCACACUUAAGAGAUGGCUGCUCUGUAUUCACGACAACUACAAAAACAACCCUUUCCACAACUUCCGUCAUUGUUUCUGUGUCACUCAGAUGAUGUACAGCAUGAUCUGCCUCUGCAGCCUGCAGGAGAAGUUCACUCAGGUUGAUAUUCUGAUCCUGAUGACGGCCGCUGUGUGUCAUGACCUUGAUCAUCCUGGAUUCAACAACACGUACCAGAUAAAUGCCAGGACAGAGCUGGCAGUCCGUUACAACGACAUCUCUCCUCUGGAGAAUCAUCACUGUGCCGUCGCCUUCCAGAUUUUCUCUCAGCCCGACUGCAACAUCUUCUCCAACUUUGACCCCGAGGCCUUCAAACAAAUACGACAGGGAACCAUCACUCUGAUCCUGGCCACAGACAUGGCUCGACACGGUGAGAUCCUCGACUCCUUCAAACAGAAAGUCGACAAUUUUGACUACACAGACGAGGAGCACGUCACCUGUUUGAAGAUGGUGCUGAUAAAAUGCUGUGACAUCUCCAACGAGGUGCGGCCGAUGGAGGUGGCCGAGCCUUGGGUCGACUGUCUGCUGGAGGAGUACUUCAUGCAGAGUGACAGGGAGAAAGCUGAAGGACUUCCCGUGGCUCCAUUCAUGGACAGGGAUAAGGUCACCAAGCCGACAGCUCAGAUCGGCUUCAUCAAGUUCGUCCUCAUCCCCAUGUUCGAGACCGUGAUGAAGUUGUUCCCACAGAUCGAGGAAGCAAUGGUUCAGCCACUCAGAGAGUCCAGAGACCGAUAUGAGGAGCUCAAACAGAUUGACGACGCCAUGAACGAGGUGCAGAAGAAGAAAAGUGAGAAUCUGACAAUGGGAGGGAAAAAGAAAUAAAACAUUUUGUGAAGUGAGCGACGAGCACCAAUGUGACGUGAAGCGAAAUUGUCGGGAACAUUGGUCCGGGUCGGGCUGUCCUCUGACGGGGAGCAGAGGAGCAGCAGGAGUCUGAUCUGAGCAUGUGUGUGAUGAUGGUGUUACAAACCACUGACAGACUAAAGGACGAGCAGACAGACGACCCAAAGCCUUUUUCAGGAAGUGUCAAUAUUUGUACAGCACAGAAACGUCAGUGUACAAUAUUUAGAUACACAACUUCUAUGGUUUUUUAUUUGAAAUGUGUUGUUUUUUACAGAUUGUACAGAUUUAUAGUGAGCUUUGUUCUUUCCUACAAAAAAUAAAAGGAUGACUUUAAUUAUUGAAACAUACCUCUCUUUGUUUAAUGACUCUGCUUGUUCCUGUUACUGAAAUACUUUAUUACUGCCACUUUAGGACAGUUUAUCUUUUUUAUACAACAGAAGAACAUAAAAUAUGAGCAUGCAUUACUUUUUGUACUUCAAUAUCCUUUUUUGUGGCCAAUUGCACGUAUCACUUUUAGUGUAGUUUAUCUGCGAAAUAAAGGAAAAUAAGAUCAUUUUGCAUGCAUUUUUUAAUCUAAAAGAGGAGUUGCUUGGUAAAGGUGCAUUUCAAAAUGCUCAAAAUUCCAUCGUUCAAGCAUUUGUCAUCAUUAUUUUGAGCAUGAACAAAAAAAAAAAAAAAGCACCAUCUGUUCAUAAAACACCUAUUUAUGUGAUGGAAAUCUGCCAAAUCUACCUAGAGAUAAAUACCUUCUGUUAUGGGUAGAAUUCUCAUUCAUUCGUACAAAAAGAAAGGCUUCCCUGCAAGACCAAAUUAAAAAGUUAAUGUUAAGAAGAACUCACUAAAAAAAUAUAUAAUUUUAGUGUCUAUGUUGGACUUUAAAGACACUAUAUAAAAUGAAAAAAAACACUUUGAAUUGGGUGAAAAGGAAAUCUCCAUAAAGCCUCUCAGCAGAUGGAAGCAUUAAGCGCUGUAAAAUCUUCUGGUAGACAGCUGAUAGCGUUGACUCUGGACUUGAUAAAUCACAUUGGACCAACAUUAGCAGAUGACUUGGCACCCCAAACCAUCACUGACUGGAAACAGAAAACACUGGACUUCAAGCACAGAAGGAUUCUGGCCCUCUCAGAUCUUCUUCCAGACUCUGGAACCUUGAUUUACAAAUUAAAUGAAAAUUUACGCUAAUCUGAAAACAGGACUUUGGGCCAAUGAGACCACAUGGGUCCGGUUCAUUUCCUUCUUAGUCCAGGUGAGACUCUGAUGAUGCUGGCUGUGGUUAGGAGUGGCUCCACACUAGGAGCACGACACUCGUAGUCCAUUUCCUGGACCUGUUUGUAUGUGGUGGAGAUCCACUGACUCCAGCCUCAGUCCGCUCCUUGUGAAGCUCCCCUAAGUUCUUAUCUCUGCUUUGUUUGACAGUCCUCUGAAGGCUGAGCUCAACCCUGUUGCUUGUGCUCCUUUUCUUAGCACACUUUCCCCACCAGUCUUUUGACGAAUCUGCUUUGAUACAGCCUCUGAGGACAGCCUGCCCUUUCAGCAGUGACCUUCUGUGGCUUACCCUCCCUGUGAAGGGUGUCAGUAAUUGUCUUCUGGACAAUACUCAAGUCAGCAGUCUUCCCCAUGAUUGUGGUUGUGUGUACUGAACCAGAGUGACAGAAUGAAGGCUCAGGAAACUUUUGCAAAUAUUUGGAGCGCAUUGACUGAUAAGAGCUCUUUCUGAACUGACAUAUCUGACAAGAUACUGAAAUUUAACACAAUGUUCUGUUAUCUCUAAGAUAGUGGAUCUUUGAUUUUUUUGAGCUAUAAGCUGUAAUCAUCAAGAUUAAAACUCUAAAUCAUCAAGCGCAAACUACUAUUUACUCUUUAUGUUGGAUUAUUGAAUUUUCAGGAGGUACAAGAAAAAAACAUGAAUUCAACUCAGAUGAAGCAUCUCACUGCAGCUUUAGGACACCAAUAUUAGUUAAAAAAAGGUUAUUCUCAAAAGCUUCAACCCUUAUUUGAUUUUUUCUUUGCAGUUAUUAAGCUUUGUUUUAUCAUUAUUAGGAUAUUAGUCUGAAGGUUUUUUCUUAGACAAAUCUCCUGCUUUUCAUUCCUACUGCUCAUUAACAACAGGAUGGGAAAGCCCUGUUUCAGUUGAGACACUGAAUGCACUUCCUUGGUCCUGCUCAGUCUUCUCUUCGAUGAUUCAGAGUACAAGAUUGUUAUUUAGAAAUACUUUGCUACAAUACAACUAAACCUUGUUUUUUAAAAGCAGACUGGCUGAAU
Molecule: messenger RNA, 4056 nt
Organism: Cheilinus undulatus (humphead wrasse)
Lineage: Eukaryota; Metazoa; Chordata; Actinopteri; Labriformes; Labridae
Gene: pde9a
Product: phosphodiesterase 9A
Exons: 19
Coding region: 247-1776 (509 amino acids)
Biological process (GO): cGMP catabolic process
Molecular function (GO): 3',5'-cyclic-GMP phosphodiesterase activity
Source: RefSeq, a predicted model, not a curated record